Molecule: messenger RNA, 998 nt
Organism: Asparagus officinalis (garden asparagus)
Lineage: Eukaryota; Viridiplantae; Streptophyta; Magnoliopsida; Asparagales; Asparagaceae
Product: trafficking protein particle complex subunit 6B
Exons: 4
Coding region: 131-640 (169 amino acids)
Biological process (GO): endoplasmic reticulum to Golgi vesicle-mediated transport; regulation of GTPase activity
Cellular component (GO): trans-Golgi network; cis-Golgi network; TRAPP complex
Source: RefSeq, a predicted model, not a curated record
CCUUGCUCCUCUUUCGCUCGCAGCGUCCGAAAAGAAAGAAAUUGAGACGAAAAAGGUUUUUCUCUCUCUUUCUCUCGAGAUUUGGGGGAAAUUUUAGCAGUUGACGAGAGAGAGAGAGAGAGAGAGAGAGAUGGGGAGAGAAGUAGCAGAGAGCUGCGUGGAUAUGGUGAUGAUGGAGAUGGUGAUCCUCUACUCCCAACGCCUCUACUCCUCGAAACCCGAUCUCGCCGCUCGCCGCAUCGAGUCCAUCGGAUUCCAGCUCGGCCACCAGCUCUCCGACCGGUACACUAUGGAAAGGCCUAGGUUUACUGACCAUUUAGAGGCGAUCAAAUUCAUCUGCAAGGAUUUCUGGUUUGAGUUGUUCAAGAAACAGAUCGACAACCUAAAGACUAACCACAGGGGUACAUUCGUGUUGCAAGAUAACAGGUUUCGAUGGCUCUCACACGUGUCUCCCAAUCCUUCGCCAGAGAGCACAGAUGACUCAGCUGAAAACAGUGCAGUUCAAGCCACAAACAUGUACCUCUGCUUCCCAUGUGGGAUUAUAAGAGGGGCUCUCACCAACUUAGGAAUUCCUUGCGCAGUUUCUGCUGACAUUCCUAGCCACCCUGCUUGUUCAUUUGUGGUUCGCAUAAAAGCUUGAUGGAUACUCGUGCAAGAGACAAAUAGUAUGCUCCCGACAUUUAUAAGGGCGACGUAUAUGAGAUUCCUUUUAAGAUUCUUGAGAGCCGCUAAGUUUCCUUGUUGUAACAAACGCCUGGUCUUCAGAGAACUCUGCGGUGUGACUAUUAUUGUCUGCGCUAGUCAGCAACAUCUUGUGUUGUUUCUAUAGCUUGUGUAGAUUCUUUGAGAAAUAUGUUGCUUUUUCAGAGGACUUGUUUGGCUUUGCCAUACUGUGAAUGUGUGCUAAUUAUCAGAUACAAAAUUUCUUCUUUUCUUAGCACUACAGAUGUAUAGGACUUGUUUGGCAAUCGCUCAAAAUUGGAUGGGGUUUAGAUUUA